GUACGAGUUUCCCAGGUGCACUUCAAGGCAGCAUAACAAUUCCCUGGAAACCACACAAUAACAACAACAAGCCACGGUGGCAACUUGUGCAAGCAUGUGCAACCACCACUCACAUUUCUCAUUCCUCAAAUGCCAAAUCUACAGACUUUUAAAUCAUGUUGCCUAGUUUACUAUGUCUAUUGUGAUUUUUAGAGUUCAUUUUACAUUAUAUUCACUGUGGUUCUCCAACAGACAUCCUGAUACACUGCCAGCUAUAAUGUCUCCUCUGUGUGUGGUUGGCAUGCUGGGACUUUUGAUGAAGAUAGCAGCACCUAUGUGUGCCCCCACUGAGUACACCAUUUACAUCGAGAGACAGGAGUGCAAUUACUGUGUGGCUGUCAACACCACCAUCUGCAUGGGCUUCUGUUUCUCCAGGGACAGUAAUGUGAAGGAGUUGGUGGGUCCUCGUUUCCUGGUUCAGAGGGGCUGCACCUAUCAAGAAGUCGAGUACCGGACAGCCAUCUUGCCUGGCUGUCCUUCAUAUGCAGACCCUCACUUCACCUAUCCAGUUGCACUUAGUUGCCACUGCAGCACCUGUAACACCCACAGUGAUGAAUGUGCCCACAAAACCAGCAAUGCUGCGAGGAAAUGCUCCAAACCUGUCCGUCAUCUGUACCCCGACCACGAGGAGAACAGCUACAUCCAGCCAUACUGGGAACAGUAUGAAUAAUGUUUGAUUAUUCCUUGAAUAAAACACUUAAAACAAAGUGUUUAAGUUGCAGCAGUUGACUGGGGACUGUUUUCUGUUAGAUAAUCAUUGAGUAAACCUUAUGUCACAAAGUUACCUAACUCAUAUGUUUACUGUAUUUUAUAUCAAGCAUCUGAUGUCUUUAAUGAGGCCAAAAGUGGUUAAAAAAGAAGGUGUGGUUUUAAUGGGGUUCAAAUACGUAUGCUUUUAUGGAUAAUAGACAUUAUGUGAACUUUAAUGAUGCUUUAGUAUUUGAUUGGCAGUGUCUCUAUAAAAAAAUUCAGAGGAAAAAUCCUUCCAUAAAAAUGAGUUUUAUCAUUAUUGUUGGUGUUUAUGGUUUAACAAUGGGUGUUUAUGAAAUUAUUCAUACUCUAUUGUGGUUUCCAGUUGGUUGUAAGGAC
Molecule: messenger RNA, 1128 nt
Organism: Megalobrama amblycephala (Wuchang bream)
Lineage: Eukaryota; Metazoa; Chordata; Actinopteri; Cypriniformes; Xenocyprididae
Gene: tshba
Product: thyroid stimulating hormone subunit beta a
Exons: 2
Coding region: 173-709 (178 amino acids)
Biological process (GO): G protein-coupled receptor signaling pathway
Cellular component (GO): cytoplasm; extracellular region
Molecular function (GO): hormone activity
Source: RefSeq, a predicted model, not a curated record